Hippoglossus stenolepis (Pacific halibut) is the source of this 3671-nucleotide messenger RNA. It is a transcript of the gene dntt, whose product is annotated as deoxynucleotidyltransferase, terminal. Lineage: Eukaryota; Metazoa; Chordata; Actinopteri; Pleuronectiformes; Pleuronectidae. The transcript has 11 exons. Bases 39 to 1541 code for a protein of 500 amino acids. Gene Ontology annotation, biological process: double-strand break repair via nonhomologous end joining. The record is from RefSeq and is a predicted model, not a curated record. Gene Ontology annotation, cellular component: nucleus. Gene Ontology annotation, molecular function: DNA binding; DNA nucleotidylexotransferase activity; DNA-directed DNA polymerase activity.
UGGUUCAAGAAUACUUUGGACACCUUGUCUUAAAAGAGAUGUUCCAAGCUCCCAUUGUGCUUCGUGUGAGGAAAAGGCAGAAGCUGGUGGAAGACAAGGUUUCCAGGCCUGAAAAGGUGAAGUUUCAGGAUGUAAGACUGUAUCUGGUGGAGAGGAAAAUGGGAAACAGCAGGAGAAGCUUUCUGACCCAACUGGCCAGGUCAAAGGGCUUUAUUGUGGAGGACGUCCUCAGCGAUACGGUCACUCAUGUUGUGUCAGAGAACAGCCAGGCUUUGUCACUGUGGACAUGGCUGAAGGGCUGCGAUCUGAAGGAUCUACCCAGCGUGCACGUGUUGGACAUCAGCUGGUUCACUGACAGCAUGAGAGAGGGGAGACCUGUUGCUGUGGAGACCAGACAUCUUGUUCAGGACACCGUGCCCGCAUUUCCAGAAGGUUCUACACCCACUCCUGAGGUCAAAGUUUCCCGGUACGCCUGCCAGAGACGGACAAACACGGAAAACUACAACACGACUUUCACAGAUGCGUUUGAAGUCAUGGCACAGAGCUAUGAAUUCAGCGAGAUUGAAGGUUCAUGUCUGGCCUUCAGGAGAGCUGCUUCAGUGCUGAAGAGUCUGCCCAGUGUGGUGCGCUGUCUGGGGGAGGUUCAGGAUCUGCCCUGCCUCGGAGAACAUACUAUGGCGGUCAUAGAGGAUAUUCUUCAAUAUGGCCAUUCGUUUGAAGUGGAGAAAACACUGUCUGAUGAAAGGUAUCAAACACUGAAGCUGUUCACAAGUGUGUUUGGGGUUGGACCGAAGACGGCGGAGAGGUGGUACCGCAGAGGGCUGCGCUCAUUCGGCGGCAUUCUGACAGACCCCAGCAUCCAACUAAACCAGAUGCAACAAACUGGUUUUCUGCACUAUGAAGACAUCUCCAGGGCUGUCAGUAAGGCAGAGGCCCGAGCCCUUGGGAACAUUAUUGACGAAGCUGUCCAUGCGAUCACAUCGGACGCCAUAACGGCGCUGACAGGUGGCUUUCGAAGGGGGAAGGAGUUUGGUCAUGAUGUUGACAUCAUUGUGACCACACCAGAGCCGGGGAGGGAGAGGACUCUCUUACCAGACAUCGUCGACAGAUUCAAACAACAAGGCAUUUUGCUGUAUUGUGAUUACCAGGCCUCCACCUUUGAAUGGUCCAAGCUUCCCAGCCUCAAGUUUGAGGCUAUGGAUCAAUUUGCAAAGUGCUUCCUGAUCUUGAGGCUGAAGGCAAGCAAAGUGGAGGGAGGUCUCAACUGUGCAGAGGAAGACGACAGGGGCUGGAGGGCUGUGCGUGUGGACCUGGUGUCACCGCCUCUGGAUCGUUUCGCUUAUGCACUGCUGGGCUGGACCGGCUCCAGGCAGUUUGAGAGAGACCUGAGGAGUUUUGCUCGAUUAGAGCGGCGGAUGCUUUUGGACAACCACACCCUGUACGACAAAACUAAGAACAAGUUCCUGGCAGCUACGACUGAAAAGGACAUCUUUGCCCAUCUGGGUCUCGAGUACAUCGAGCCUUGGCAGAGAAAUGCGUAGGCUCUGCUCCUCCCUGACUGGAUGAUACACGCCGCGUACAUCAGUGUUUGUCCUGUCUGCUUGCUCUGCUGGGAUACGCUUUCAAACAGCUUUUUAAUUCCAUACAGUUAUGUCUUAUUGUUGCCUUUACAUUCGUUGUUGUCGUAUGGAUUACAUGCCGCUGUAUGAUUCAUAAUUCCUUAUUCACUAUUGUCUGUUUGCGAGUAAACACUCCUUCACCAUUCUCGUCUUGCCUGUCUGUGUAAGUGUUGUAAUCAUGGUCAGGGCACAAAGACAAAUCAGACAAGAGUAUGAAUCGUCUUGGGAGCCUGCGAGGUGCAGGAGAGAGAGGAAUAGCGUGCAAGAAACACAGAGGGAAGCAGAAGAGGGUGACCACGGACAGAGAGGAGGGAGAAGACAGGAAGCUAUGAGGAAAGUGGGGGGGAGGGGAGCUUUUGUAGAGCAAAAUGUUGUAAUCACCCUCCUCCUGGCAGGAAAGUGCUCGGCGUGAAGCUGAGCCAGGUCUCCGGGGAAUUGAGAGGCGGGUAAUGAGCUUCAGAUAGAGGAGCGUUUGGCGUCGCCAUUUAGCCUCCAUUUAAACCUACGUCCACUGGAGAUCAUUUAGCUGGCAUUCUGCUAUCCAAAGACCCAUAGCCUCCGCUCUUGUUCCACAAUGAGUCCCCUUCCCCAGAUGCUCGGCUGAAAUUAGAGGCACUCAGCUGCACCGGGAAAUUAGGAAGAAUUCAGACGGAAGGUAAAUGAGUCCACUAACCACACGGAUGGAUCUUGGCAUUCAAAGCGACUCUGGCUCCAGUGCAUAAAACAUCCAUUAUCUUAUUGCUUUGACUUUGGCUCAUGUUUUAUGUAUGAAGGUUGUUUAUCAGGAUUCGUGUCCUUAUUUUUCAAAAGUAUGGUGGCUCUGUAGGACAAAAGUCUACAACUGAAAAAACGUAACUGAUCCUUGUGGGCAAUUCGGGGAAGUCUGACAGUACAUCCACACCACCACAUUGUAGGUGUUAACGGAGAUGUUUGAAAAUGAUAACUCAGUCACCUGUAUUCCUAAUUGGUUCUUACUCGCCAUGACUUUACCAAUACAAUACCAAUACAUUAGACUUAUGCUGUUACCACAAGCUGUGAAUAUUGGUCUGUUCUCCUCUGGAAAAGAGGAGAGGUGGACUACUGGCUGAAGGGAAUACAAUUGCUGCAUGUACCUGUUGUGGAAAUGCUGGGGAAGCCAGCACUGUCCAGUGGACGUAGGUUUAAUUGGAGGAUAAAUGGCCAAACACUCCAUUAUCUUAGCUCAAUAUGCAAAUGUUGCAUCUAUUGUGUCACGCUGUUCGUGUUGUCCCGUGCUAGUGAUGCAAAAUGUGUGUCUCUUCGCGGCUUUGCAGUGACUUUGUAUGUCAUUUUAUUGCUUCUCGGUUGGUGUGAAUGCACCAUUACAGACAGGAAAUCCCUGCUCUCACUUUUUACAAUUGUUUUUUCUUGUUCGCAGUAUUUGCUGUCUCGAAGCAAUUAACUGCAAUGUAGACAAUCUGCUUCCUGUUCACACCAGCAUGCAUAUGAGCAGUGUAUGUGAAUGGUCAUGUGACAUUUGUUUAAAGGUGUGUCGAUUUGGACAGGGAUUGUUACUCAUAUGGAGCUAAAACAUUUUUGUGGACGGGGAUCGUUUUGGUUUUAAAACAAGAAAGUAUUGCUAUGGAUGUAGCCUGACUCAUGUCUCCAGUGAUGACACGGCCUGUCCUGAGGUCCACACACCCAACCCACUUUCCCAUCAGCCCCUGGUUUAUCCCAGGGUUCCUCAAUGAGAGCAGAGAUAGAUGAGAGCAAGCCAUUCUAGUGGAAUACCCUAUUUAAAGAUCUUUAAGUAGAACAGUCCAGCACUUUGAGGACUUGACCCAGGCCUCCUCCCUUUAUCCUCUCUUCUUUCCCCCUCUCGCUCUUUGUCCCUCUUUCUCUCCCGCCGUGCUGCUCUCUCAACCUUGCUGGCACAAAACAAUCUUUAAAGGUUCUGCGUUGCGGUGUUAACCAGAUGGAGCGGACUCUGGAACCCUUCUCUCCUGGGUUAUCCAGUGUUUUCACUCAACGGAGAUUAACUUUUUUUUUUUCGCCAAAAAAUAGGAGAUCUCUCCAGAGUAAAACAAAAUAAAG